GUGGCGCUGCAGCGGGCCUGUUUGGUGAAGUCCUGCCGUCUUUGAGCAGUCGAGGAAGCCAAGAUGGCAGCAACUAUGAAGGGACCUGUAGCUGUUGAAGAUGUAAAUGUCACAUUUGAAGACCAGCAGAAGAUCAACAAAUUCGCGAGGAACACGAGUCGGAUGACGGAGCUCAAAAAUGAAAUAGAGGCAAAAAAAAAAAAAUCACUGCAGAACUUACAGGAUGCCAGUGAUGACCUGAUGAUGUUCGAUGACGACUCUCUAUUGAUCCCUUAUCAAAUCGGUGACAUCUUUAUCAGUCACACCCAGGAAGAAACACAGGAGAUGCUGGAGGCUGCAAAGGAAAAACUGGAGCAGGAAGUCAAAGGCCUUGAGGAGCGAGUGUCAGCGAUACAGCAAGUGUUGGGUGAUCUGAAGGUCCAACUCUAUGCCAAGUUUGGUAACAACAUUAACCUGGAGGCAGAUGAAAGCUGAGCAGUGAAAUGGACAUUGACAGCUGCCCCAGCAUGGACUUUUCUUUUUCUUUUUCUUUUUUUCAUGCAGCUCUCGUAUCCGAUCCACACGACGUUUGCCAAACAAAACAUCCAGUAGAACUCGGCUUAGAUUCGUAGCUUCUGGCUUAUCUUUGUUUACACAGAUGUUGUAUGUUUCUUCAGUUUAGUUCUGGCAAAAAACAAAUUCACAUGAAUAACGACGGUAAAGAUCUGGAGAUCAAAUAAAAUGCACAUCAUUUCUAACGUA
This is a messenger RNA of Thunnus maccoyii (southern bluefin tuna), 741 nucleotides long. It is a transcript of the gene pfdn4, whose product is annotated as prefoldin subunit 4. The record is from RefSeq and is a predicted model, not a curated record. Gene Ontology annotation, cellular component: cytoplasm; prefoldin complex. The coding region runs from base 64 to 474 and encodes 136 amino acids. The transcript has 5 exons. Gene Ontology annotation, biological process: protein folding. NCBI's taxonomy places the organism in Eukaryota, Metazoa, Chordata, Actinopteri, Scombriformes, Scombridae.